GUUUACUUUAGUGACCGAUUGCGGCACACGGUCAAGCAGGCGCUAUCGCGACUGAUGUUCAUUUGCUUUUUUUGCAAGAUUUUUUCCUGAAGUUAAACGCACGCUAUGCAAUGAUUGAAACGUCCCUGCAUAAAAGAAGAGGUUUAAAUAUUGCCAUUCUGGCAGGGCUUUCGUUCGUCUUCUUGCAUGAAGUUCCCGUAGCGCAGGGAGUGUGGCCAAUGCCACAGAAGAUUAGCCAGUCCUCUCAGCGGUUCCCGCUGAGUCCAGAGGAAUUCGCGUUUCAGUAUGCAAAGGAUUCGGCUGCGCAGCCGGGAUGUUCUGUCCUGGAUGCAGCGUUCAAGAGAUAUUUCACACUCAUCUUUCCGGGUUACAGCGCACCUUCAACAUCCACCUUCAGGGUGGAUCCCUUCACACUGGUGGUGAAAGUGCAAGCAGGGGGGUGUGAGGAAUAUCCUGACGCAGAUUCCGUGGAGAGCUACAGCCUGGGAGUAUCUGGAGGCCAGGGAGUGCUGACAGCAGAAACAGUCUGGGGAGCCUUGAGAGGGUUGGAGUCAUUCAGUCAGCUGGUUUACCAAGACGAAUAUGAUGCUUAUUACGUCAAUAAGACGGAGAUUGUGGACUUUCCCCGGUUCCUGUUCAGAGGAAUUCUCCUAGACACCUCAAGACACUUUUUACCUGUAGAAGUCAUCCUGAAGUCCCUGGAUGCCAUGGCAUACAGCAAGUUUAAUGUGUUUCAUUGGCACAUUGUGGAUGAUCCUUCCUUCCCCUACCAGAGCCUCAGUUUUCCAGACCUCAGUGAAAAGGGUGCAUUCCACGCAGCCACCCACGUGUAUACCCAGGCGGACGUUCAGAGGGUGAUCUCACACGCCAGGAUGUGGGGAAUCAGGGUUCUGCCUGAGUUUGACACACCGGGCCACACCCAGUCCUGGGGUAAAGGGCAGCCUGACCUGUUGACCCCCUGCUACAAAGGUGCAGUUCCCUCUGGGACAUUUGGUCCAGUCAACCCCACCCUGAACUCCACCUACCAGUUCAUCACCCGCCUGUUCAAAGAGAUCAAUGCUGUCUUUCCUGACUCCUACAUACACCUGGGUGGGGAUGAAGUCAGCUUCUUCUGUUGGAAGUCCAAUCCUCAAGUUCAGGCGUUCAUGGCAAAGAUGGGAUUUGGGAGUGACUACACUAAACUGGAGUCAUUCUACAUGGAGAACAUAAUGAACAUCACUGCGGCACUGAACAAGACAUCUGUUGUCUGGCAGGAUGUGUUUGACUACCACGAGAGAAUCCCUCGGGACACGGUGCUGCAUGUUUGGAAGGGCACCACGGCACAGUACCGCCAGGAGUUGAGCAGGAUGACUGAGGCAGGGUACAGGGUGCUGCUGGCCACCCCCUGGUACCUCAACCACAUCAGCUAUGGCCAGGACUGGAAGGAUGCCUACACUGUGGAGCCUCUCAACUUCACAGGGACGGAAGAGCAGAAGAAGCUGGUGAUUGGUGGAGAGGUCUGCAUGUGGGGGGAGUAUGUGGAUGCAACCAAUCUCACGCCACGAUUAUGGCCGAGGGCGAGUGCGGCUGCCGAACGGCUCUGGAGUGAUGAGGAGCAGACGUCCAGCGUGUCCGAGGCCUAUCCCCGGCUAGCAGAGUUUCGCUGCAGGCUGCUGAGGCGUGGGAUUCAAGCAGAGCCUCUGUAUGUUGGCUACUGUAAGCACGAGUUGAAGGCUCUGUGACGGGGAUCUGGGAAGAUUGGCAAGAGGGACACAAUUAAGGGGGACAAAGACACAUGUAUAUUCAA
This is a messenger RNA of Megalops cyprinoides (Indo-Pacific tarpon), 1786 nucleotides long. It is a transcript of the gene hexa, whose product is annotated as hexosaminidase A (alpha polypeptide). Gene Ontology annotation, molecular function: beta-N-acetylhexosaminidase activity. The record is from RefSeq and is a predicted model, not a curated record. Gene Ontology annotation, cellular component: membrane. The transcript is spliced from 14 exons. Gene Ontology annotation, biological process: ganglioside catabolic process; glycosaminoglycan metabolic process; carbohydrate metabolic process. Bases 111 to 1721 code for a protein of 536 amino acids. Lineage: Eukaryota; Metazoa; Chordata; Actinopteri; Elopiformes; Megalopidae.